AGUUUCCAUGGCGACGGGUCUGCGCGGGCCGCGCUGUGGGGCCCGCCCGGAGCCAAAAAGAGCAAAAAAUAGGGGAAGCAGCAGGACAAGGCUGACCUUUGAGGUGCCCUCGGCUUCGCGGGGGGGCCGUUAUAGGCUGCCCCCACCAGGAAGAGCCCGCUGCCUUGCCAGCCAUUCACCACGUGGGGGCAUUCGUCGUGGGGACAGAGACAGCCGCUGGAGAGGAUGCUUCCCAAGCGGCGGGGAGUGAGCGGCUAGUUAGCCUCGGAGCAGGGAAACCUCGGGGCGGCAGCAGCAGCAGCGACGCGCCCUGGGCAUAGCCUACCCUGCAGGGCUGCUGUGAGGAGGAAAGGGAGAGACCCCUCGUGGUGGGCCACCCCGCCCGCAGGAAGAGGGUGCUUUCGACGCGGGGGCGGGGGGCUGCCUCGGGUGUGAAUGUGCACAGGGUGCUUUCAUCGGCUAAGGUGUGCUGCACAGAAAACUCUGGCCUGCAUUGGAUGAGAGUACACAGGGCUGUUGACAUGAUGGAGAAAAAGGCCAAAGGCAGUUUAAGGUUUCCAAAGUCACAGAAAUUGCAUAGUCCUAUGGAAGGUGCAGUCGGUCAGCUUGUUCCUUCUCGUUUUACUGGAAAUUGGGGUCGUAGAAUCUCGUAUCGUGUUGCAUACACUUGGAACCGAGGUGGGAGGUUAAAAGAACUCCGUAUCAGGCACCUGGCCAGGAAAUUCCUUUACCUGUGGAUGAAGAAGGUGUUUGGAAGGAUCCUCUUUUCCACUGCCAGAUGCUACUAUGAUCGGAGGAUACUUAGGAAAGCCUUUGGAGAGUGGAAGGAAGAAUGGUGGUUGGCUUGCAGAGAAUGGAAGCUGACCAUUAGGGCUGACUGCCAUUACAGGUACUUCCUGUACAACCUGAUCUUUCAGGCCUGGGGGUGCUACAUGCUCCAGCAGCGGGAGAAGAAGAAGAAACAUUGUGUUGCAGAGGCUCAUGUAGCCAAACGCAGGACGCUUUGGUCAUGGCAGCAUUGGCAGAGCUAUGUGUUAUUGCGCCGGAUGAAGCAUAGGAUGCACUUGGAGGCAUUCAGAUUCAGGGAGCAAAGCAUCUUGCGUCUGUCAUGGAGAUUGUGGAGAAAGAGGUGGUGCGCGAACCAAGCUAGUUAUGAAAUGGACGCUCGGGCUCUGCAGCACUGGGCCCAAAACUUGGAGUGUUGGGCCUGGCUCCAGUGGAAAGGCCUCUACACGUGUAUCCAGCAUGAAAAGGAGAAGGCAGUCAUGGCAAUGAAGCACUGCCACCACAAGGAGACGAGGAGAGCCAUAAAAUCCUGGUGUGCCUACGUUCAGCUCCGAAGGGAGAAGAAGCGCCAGGACGAGCUGGCUUUGCAGCAUCGCCAGAGCUGCGCGCUCCUUCAGCAUUUCUCCCUGUGGCAGCUGACAUGGGAACGCAAACGGCAAUUGCACAUCCACCAGGAGCGCAUUGUUCAGCUGGCAGCAAGGGUCACCUUGAGGAGAGUCUUCACACGAUGGAAGCGCUAUGUGGCACUGUGUGCCGAAGCCACCAAGCAUCAUGAGGUGGCUGAGCAUCACUACAGACUUCGCCUGUUGUGCCGUGGGCUUUGUGCCUUACGAAAGAAUGUUGUGGAUGCUUCUCUCAAGCGAAUGAGAAGAAAUUUGGCUUAUCGGCAGCACCAAGUUACACUUUUGCACAGGAUCUGGAAUGGUUGGAAGUCUCGUUUGGAACAGAAGGAAGAAGACCGAGACCAGUCCCUGACGCUGGCAGCUCAUUCACACUACAGCUUGGUCCUGCUGCAUAAGUCCCUCCAGACCUGGCUACACCGUGCCAACUGGGAAAGGGGCAGGAAGUUGCAAUGUGCCAAAGCUGAUCAGCACUACAAGGAAGUGCUCUUGCCCAUCGCCUUCCAGGCCUGGAAGCAAUUCAAGGAUCAUCAGCACUGGUGGAAAGAGACGAAAAGGGUGGCUUUGGGUUUCCACAGGGAUGUGUGGACCCGGCGAUGGUUUGAACGUUGGCAGCGGAGGACGCAGCAACAGCAAGAGACCUGCAUGGCCGAGAAAAUGGCUGCUCUACACUCGGAGCAGAGGCUCCGGGCUCGCUUCUGGUGCUUCUGGCACAGGAGAACCGUGGCCCGUCGGGAGGAGCAAGAGGGAGCCUCCCUGGCCAAAGAGCAUCACAGCCGCAAGCUCCUGCAGGCCACGUUUUGUCUCUGGAAGGAGGGCGUUCAGGAGAUUAAAGAAGAGAGGACAAAGGAAGCCGAGGCUUUGAGAUUCCACUCUGCACAGCUCCUGCGGCAGUCUUGGAGCCAAUGGCAACAGUACUUGAGGCACCGGUCUGAGAAGUGGAAGAAGCUUGUGAAGGCGGAUCUGCACUAUCAGAGGGCUUUGUUGGGCAGGGUCCUGUCAGCCUGGAAAACUUAUCAGAGUGAUGUCCAGCACCUUCUGUUCCAAGUGGCCCAAAAGGAGAGGGAGCAUCAUCGGACGCAGCUGCGACAAGUGCUGUGUGCCUGGAAGGCAAAUGCCACCCAGUUCAAGCAUGAAGCAAAGGCAGCCGCGCUGGCCGAUCAGCACUGCCGAAGAGCAGCCCUCUCAAAGGUGCUGCUCCAGUGGAGGGACGUGGCCAUGUUGUGUGCCUACCGCCGUCAGCAGGGGGCGGCAGCUGUGGAGGACGCCAAGAAGCGUUUGCAUCCAGCAAAGCUGCAAGCGGUCUUCCUCCGCUGGAAAGAGUCCUCCAUCAGAUCCUCAAGGCAGAGGGGGCUGCUGGCCCUGGCAACGCGGCACCACGAGAGGCAGCUGCUGAACAAGUGUGUGGCCAGGUGGAAGCAACAUCACCUCCAGUGCAUAAGGAAGAUGCUGUUGCAGAGACGAGGUGAACCGCUCCUGGCCCAGAGGCUCGUCUCGACAGCCUUCUCAUUAUGGAAGAUACAGCUGGCGCACAGGCAGUGGGAGCAGCAGGAAACGGUGCGUGCUCUGUGGCACUGGUCCCUGACCCUGCAGGGGAAGGCAUUGGAUGCUUGGGCAGGAUUUGUCCUGGAACGGCGGCGGAAGAAAGGCCGGAUUGAGAGAGCCGUGGAGGCUUACCGAGCGGGCCUGUUGCAGGAAGGGGUGACCCGCAUCCUGCGAUUCAUGGCUGGCAUGAAGCAAUUCCGAGGGCAACUCCAAGCCCAGCAGCAGCUGAAGGUGGCCCAUCACCGUUACCAGUCGGUCUACCGUUGUGCCAUGCUCUGGAAGCAGAAGGCUCUCUGCCGGCAGCCAGGCCAGUUGCCUCCAGGGGCCCCUCUCAAGAAGCGGGUGACGUUCCAGCUGCUGCCGCCCGGUGCCUCUGCCAAGGGAGCCCUUGGAGGGGUGGCGAGUCUGUGUGGCAUGCCAAGGCCUGCUCCGGGCGAUGACCUGCCCCUCUUUCAGGCUGCUGGGGAUUCCCUCUGGACUGAGCUGCAGACCGCUCGCCAGCGGAGGCUACCGCCACGUCGGCCAGAUUUCUUGCGGCAGUCUCUGGAGAGGAUGGAGCCGCCUGGGCCUUUCUCGACUGGAAUGGGAAGUCUGGCUGGGCCCUGGCUGCAAACUGCUCCUGCUGCUACCACCUUGUCAUCCGUCGAAAGAGAACCAAGCAGUCGCCCCUCCCUGCCCCUCCCCACAUCUGCUCCACUGCCUUGCAAGCUGCCUCAGCCCCACAGCGUGGCCUGUCCAAAGCCAGUGCUGCUGCUGCCCCCCUCCUCCUUCAGGCCACGGCAGAGAAACGGACUGGAAAGGGCCACGGACCAGCCCUUGAGCCUCCCCUCUGGGCACCACUCCACAGACCCUCCAGCUGCCGCCUCUGCAAAGAAGAGGAAGGCAGAGUUACUGUUGCCAGAAGAUUUUACAAGAAGAGAAGGAAGUCCGCCCCUUGGUGGAAGGGCAGGUUGGCAAGGAAAGCACAUGAGGAGUUCCCCAAAGGAGGCAGAAGUUCACAGCCAGCUGGAGGCUGAGCUGCAACAUAUUGGGCAGAAAAUGCAACUGUACCACAGCAAUCAGCAGGAGCUGAAGUCACUCCAGAGGCAGGAGCGCAUCCUGCUCAAGUGGCUAGAGAUGAGCUCGGGGGCCGAGGAGCAGGCCGAUGUGCAGCAAGUGCGAGAAGAGCUGGAGCAGCUGAAAGUACAAAGCGGCUCCCUCACAAAGCGGCUGGGAGAAGAGCGCCGACAGAUGCAGGCCUACAUCACCCGUGUCCAGGAGAUCAGAGCGGCUCUCAGUGCCUGAACAGCUGGAACUCUGGCUGGCAGGAAUUGUGGUGCUAUCGGGGGGCUCUGCCUCUUCGUUUAGCAAUGCUGGAGAAGAACACCUUUUUUACAGGUUCUCCGAGUGCCUUUCUUUCAAAAAGUCAAGCAUGGCAAGUCACCUGUUUUAUUUAAAAACAUUUGCAAUUAAUGAGUUAAUGUCUGCAAGUUGUACAUUUUGACAUACAAAAAUACUGUGCUACUGAUACAGUUGAAAAAUCAAAUGGAUUCUCCAUGCAGGAGAAAUUCACAGCGUCACCCAGAAACCCACUCCCAGUCGUGGAGGAUCAACGUGACCUUUCCUGGCACUCGGCCUCAUCCGCCGCAGACACAGGCCCAGUGCAGAACAUCCGUCCGGUAGCAUCUGAUGGUCCUGAACAAGCACUUGUACCUCUAGUAAGCUAGGCAGGCAGAACAAUGAGAACAGAAAGCUCCAAGUGGCAUCAGCAGCAACACAGCCUCAGCAGAAGCAAUGCGUCCCUCCGAACGGAGGGAAGCUGCACCCCUCUAGGGCCUGCUCACUGCUUUCAUACGCUUCAGCAAUAGCCCACUCUUCAAGUUGGCCUUCCUAGAAUGAGGUGCUAAAAAGACAGGAGCUGUGAACGGUCAUGGCAUUCUGGGUGGGGGGGAGCAGGGCAGCUUGACGGACCAGCCAUCACAAAAGCCAAUUCUCGGCCUGACGUCAACCACAGCACCAGAGAGAGGGCUACGCUACGGUGCCUCGAAGAGAGAGGCCUGUUCUGGUUUGUCAUCAUCUUGACAUUACCCUAGCUGCCCUCUUCUCAAAGCUGCUUUUAGGACAGUGGCAUAUUCCUUACGAGGAAGAGAGCACGUCUCCCUCUUUUGGAGGUGCGUGGGUGGGACGUGUGUACACACACACACACACGUGUGUAAGGCUAAAGCAAGGAGAAUAUCAAUGGUUUUAAGGUGAGUUGUAAUUUGAACCGAAGUGAAUUCAACUCUCCUGAGCCUCAUCCAUGUGCACUUGGCUGCUUGAGUUGAAAACUGAAUUGUAUGAAUAAAUGAAUCCCUUCACUCCCCUUUGGCACCUGUUGUGAUGAACCCCCUGUGAGGGAAAAGGCAGCUGAAAUGGGGCUCUCCCUUGUUCCUGGUCUAUGCAGUAGUGCUUACACUGGGAAAUGGAGACCUCAGAGCACGAAUGGGGGACACUUCCGUAGUGAACCCUCGAGCUCCGAUCCUUGUGCAAAUGUGGCCUCUUGAUGUCAGGAAUGUAGGGAUUUGCAAGCCUAGGAAGGAGUAGGGAAGGGUUAAUGCACAUGAGGAGGAUUACUCCAGGGUUCCCACUGGGCCUGUCCUGUUGCUCUCUGCAAGAAUGCCAGGGCAGACACCCCCCCGGGCUCUUCCCCAGGUCAUGGCAACAUCCCAGGGGCAGCACCUGGGAGGAAGAGAAGACAAGCCCGAGCCUUUGCACGGAGACAUUGAAGUGGGUGGGAUCUUUUUGGCAUCCCUGGCCCAUGAAAGGAGACUAGCUCUCUCCCAUACAGAUAAGGCCUAGAAGAGCAAGACAGGAAGGAGAAGCCUGGGAGGAGCCCGAGCAGCAGGUCAAAGAGGCGAAAAACUCAAACGGAUGAAGUCAAAACGUGGAAUGUGGACACAGUGUUGGAGACUUUAAAAGACAGUGCAAACUUCUGCUUUAAAGGGAGAGUACCAGAUUGUACCAGUUUCCGAAGCCGCCACAGGGAGUCCAAGCGAGCUUGUGUUGGGCUGUGCUCCAGCCACAUUUCACACGGGGGGGGGGGGGGGGA
Messenger RNA from Hemicordylus capensis (graceful crag lizard), 6018 nucleotides. RefSeq names its product SFI1 centrin binding protein (gene SFI1). The record is from RefSeq and is a predicted model, not a curated record. Bases 498 to 4235 code for a protein of 1245 amino acids. Gene Ontology annotation, molecular function: phosphatase binding. NCBI's taxonomy places the organism in Eukaryota, Metazoa, Chordata, Lepidosauria, Squamata, Cordylidae. The transcript is spliced from 33 exons.